AUGAGAAAGUGUGUGCAUUCUCUAGAAAAGUCUUCAAAGUUGAAGAUUAUAAAGUUUUCAAUGUAUGGAAAUUCCUCAGAAACACAGAAAGUAUCCAGUACAAUAGAUAACACAGUUGAAAAGCUAUUGCUCUUUGGACAAAAUGUCAGUGUUAGAAGUGGUUUUGGUUUGUUCAUGACAGUUACAGAAAAAGCUGAUGAACAACUAAAACUGCCAACAAAUUUAAUGGUUUCAUUUCGAGUUUGUCAUGUGGUUGAACCAUUGCCUGCCAUGAUACUAGAAGGAAUUUUCUUUUCUUUGGGUUUUACAGAAGCUGUUAGUAUUGCAUCAAGUCUUGUCAAAUUGAUGCAGAAUGUCAAAAGCAAGCUUCCAGCCUCUGUGUCUAAGUACUUCACUUUAAAAACCUUAAAGAAGACAGCUUAUUUAGCUGCUGAAGAGUUUUUUAAUAGUCCACAUGAGGGACAGACAGAUGAUGAGAAUCAGGAAGACUGGGAUGGUGUUUCAUCAACCACAGAAUUAGAAGAACGAGCAGUUGUAUUAAGUUUACAGAAGAACUUUUCAUCUCUUCUCUCCCUACAAGAAAAAGUUUGGUUUAUGGACAUAGUUCAACAGUUAUUUCCAUAUUUUCUAAUUGGUGAAUUGGACACUGAGAUCUUUUCUGAUUGGUUACUGAAGCAAGAAGUAGAAUUAUGUCUUGUAGAAAUGGGAAUUAAUCCUUCUGAGGAGCUAUUAAGUAAGGUCCUUGAUGUUUUUUCUGGAAUCCUGUCAAAAGGCUCUGUUGCAUUGGUUGGACCAUCUGGUAGUGGAAAAACAAUAAGUUAUAGAUCACUCAUCAUGGCCUUAAAUCACCUCAGUGGCUGUAUGUCUGAUCAAGAAACGAACAGUUCAUACCCUUGUGUAUGUGUGAGACAUCUAUUCCCUGAUGCUGUAACACAAACUGCUAAGCCCAAAGAAGAUAACAUUAGAGAAAGCAAGGCAGGAUUUCUAAGUGUUGCUCUAAGUCAUUACAGCCAAAGUAUCGAGUCAAAUGAAACUUGUAAUCAGACAUCAACCCAUCGGCCUCAAACCUGGUUAAUAGUUGAUAGUAUUGUUGAUCCCUACUUGUGGGAAUUGGGACUACAUGGAGGGCUUGGUUGGGAGCAUAUUCUGAACAGUGAUGGGAAGAUGAAACAUUCAACAGUUAAGCUUCUAGUGGAAACAUUGAAUCUUAAUAAUGCAUCACCAGCCUUUCUGACUUCUGUCAGUGUAGUGAUGUUUAGUAGCGAGACCCUUCACUGGAAAGCAUUAGUAGAAGGCUGGGCUCGAGGGAUGCCCAUUCAGUGUAAUUUAUCUCUUGCUAACAUAGACACUAUUGUUGGAUGGAUAGAAGAUAGUGUACCUGCUGCCUUGUCCUUUCUUGAAAACACAGGAGAAAAAGUUUGGUGGCCUGAAGCUGUCUUCUCAACUUGUCAGGUUUCUACAUUUUUGCAAGUUUUAUCUUGUGUCCUCAAGACUUUGUUCAGUGGAUGUGCUCCAACCCAAGAUCGUCUUCAGCACAUGACGAGAAUGAAGACAUCAUAUGCAUAUGCCUUUCUGUGGGGGUUUGGUGGACAGCUGAACAGCAGAGCUCGAAAAAAAUUUGAGCCAUUUGUACAAGCAUGUUUGAAGAAUUGUAUUCCUCCUAUUAAACCACCUGACAAAGGCUCUCCAUUUGAUUACACCAUUCAUCAGGAACAUGGCCAAUGGGUGCUUGCUGAUGGUGGAGUUUUUGCUUCUGGAAAAACAAUGUCAACAAGUUCUUUCUAUGUUCCUGUUUCUUCAAACUUCUCCGUGACUGUCACUAUGGAACAGAUAUUUUUAGAUAUGUUUAAUCCAAUUCUCUUAUCGGUCAGCUACAGAGAGAUGGACUUUGGAACCCUUAUUCUUAUGGAAUGGCUAAUGAAAGCCCAUCAACCAAUUUUGAUUAGUGGUGAGACUGGAUCAGGGAAGUCAGCAUUGUUAAAACACAUCAACAGGACAUACCAGAAUUCCACUAUGGUCUCACUGAGUACAGGCUACCGUCCAGCUGAGCUGUGUCAAAUCUUACAAAUGCUGCAAAAGAGAGUUAAGUCAAAUGGAGAUAAAGCUUCAUUAGUACCAUUACAAAUUGGAGACAGUCGGAGACUACUUGUUUGUGUUGAUGACUUACAUCUUGGUGGUAGAUUAUCAGGAUUCUUUUCUGUCCAAGAGGUUAUUAGAGCUUUGUGCUCUGUUAAAAAACUGCUGGUAGGUGGCACUACCAGGCACAUAAACAUGAACAAUCUGGAUGUAAUAGUGAGCAGUGCAACAUCAAAUCCACCCUCGAAUCUACAGGUAUUGAGUUCCCGUCUACGUCGACAUUUUGUAAAUCUUCAUUUGUCCACACCAAAUGAAGAUUCUUUUCUACAAAUAUAUUCUUCUUCUUUGUCUCACUGGCUUUCACAGUUUCCCAAGAGCAUACUUCAAAACCAUGCUGUACUUGUAGAGGCUAUGGUUUCAAGUGCCUUUGAACUGCAUUGUAAUAUCAGCACUCAGCAGAAGCUAUCUGAAGAGAAUCCACUUUGUGUAUUUAGCUGGCACAGUAUCAGACAAUUACUAAAUGGGUUGCUUUUGGUCAAACGAGAUAAAGUUACUCUACAGGGAUCUCUCCAACUUUCUUCAGUAGUAGCUCGAUCUCAAGGACCUCUAAAAAAGAGGCAAGACUCCAAACUUCCCAGACUUGUAACUAAAGCAGAAGAAGCAGAGCCAUCCCCACUUGUCAGUAAGCAGACAUUCUGUUGGCUACUUAAAGUAUGGAUUCACGAAGCUCAAAGAGUCUAUAUGGAUAGAGUUUGGGACUGGACAGAAAAAGAAUGGAUUAAACAAAGAAUCAUCUAUAUAGUGGAAAAACACAUUUGGUCCAAAAUGUGGCAGUUUGUUCCAUCUAAAUCCCAACAUGUAGUGCUGUCUCGUCGCUCAUUCCAAUCUCAAACUGGUGGUGGAGAAAAACAUAAUUCAAGACCUAAUCGAUCUCAUGUGGGAUCUACUGCUGUGAGUUGGAGCAUGACUACAGAAGAAACUGCUACAUCAGAUAAGGAUGUUCCUUCUUACUGGGCCCUAGCAGACAAUAUAGAUGAUUUUCUUCUCUCUGUAUCUGAUCAAGAGAAGGAGGUGGUAAAUGAGACCACACUAUCAGACCUAGCAGUUAUUGCAGUCAACACCAUCCAGGAAUCAAGACCACUCAUAUUGGAGAAUGUAACAAGAGAGCUGAUAUUUUCUGAUCAAUUUCUACACCACUUAGCCCAUCUGAUGAGAGCUUUUGAUCACACCUAGAUCUCAUGUUUUCCUGUCCAGUUAUGUAUCGUGGGUGGGUAAGACAUGC
Molecule: messenger RNA, 3358 nt
Organism: Limulus polyphemus (Atlantic horseshoe crab)
Lineage: Eukaryota; Metazoa; Arthropoda; Merostomata; Xiphosura; Limulidae
Product: dynein heavy chain 6, axonemal-like
Exons: 20
Coding region: 1-3309 (1102 amino acids)
Biological process (GO): microtubule-based movement
Cellular component (GO): dynein complex
Molecular function (GO): dynein light intermediate chain binding; ATP binding; dynein intermediate chain binding
Source: RefSeq, a predicted model, not a curated record